CAACUCUUUAAAUACAAUAUAUAUGUUACAUGUUGCCGUGUGACCACAGCCACCCUCCACCACCAUGACAAGCCACCGAAAAAUCCUGAUCGUUGCGUACUCCGGCAAAGGCCACAUCAACCCGGCCCUCCGGUUCGCCAACUGCCUCCUUCAAACUGGCGUCCAAGUCACCUUUUGCACCAGUCUCUCCGUCAUUCAACUUAUCGACAACGAAACCAUCCCUCCGGGCCUAACUUUUGCCCCGUUCUCCGAUGGCCACGACCGCGGAAAACAACCAAAUACACCCCUCCAACAAUUUGUCUCCGAUUUUGAAACAAAUGGUGCCCGUUCUGCGGCAGAGGUUAUUUCCUCUGCCGCGCACACAGGGCAACCGUUUGACUGUUUGGUCUACACCACUGUGAUACCGUGGGCAGCACGUGUAGCGCAUGCCCACGGUAUCAAAUCCGCACUUUUAUGGUGCCAGUCAGCAUCCAUCCUGGAUAGCUACUACUACUAUUUCAAUGAAUAUCAAAGUUUGAUAUCCUGCAACAACAACCACCCAACGUUUCUGAUCGAUCUGCCUGGGUUGCCAGAGCUAUCAAUCGCGGAUUUCCCUUCGUUUUUGUUGGCUUCGUGCCCGAAGGAACACGAGUUUCUUGUUCAAGUUAUGCAUGAUCAUAUCAAAGUACUAAAACUAGAUACAAGUAUUCCAAGAAUACUUGUAAACACUGUUGAUGAACUCGAAUUCGACUCUAUUCGAGCAGUUAAGGAGCUCGAGUUUCUUCCGAUCGGGCCUUUGAUUAGGUCUGACGGAAGAAACUCUUCAGAGUAUUCUCCAGGAAUGGAUUUCUUCGAGAAAACAGAAGACGAUUACAUCCAAUGGUUAAACACGCAACCGAAAUCGUCAGUUGUGUAUGUUUCAUUCGGGACAAUAGCGAGUUUCCGAAUGGAACAGCUAGAGGAGAUGGCGAUCGGGUUAAGAGAGAUUCGCAGGCCGUUUUUAUGGGUGAUAAGAGACAGUAAUCAAGCGGAAAGAGUGCGAAAGAUAGCGGGAUUGGGGAAACAUGGGAUGAUAGUGGGAUGGUGUUCUCAAGUGGAGGUAUUGAGCCACGAAGCAAUUGGGUGUGUUGUGAUGCAUUGCGGGUGGAAUUCGACGGUGGAGGUGUUGGUGGCAGGGGUUCGUACUGUGGCGUUUGCGCAGUGGUCGGAUCAGCCGAUGAAUGCGAAGAUGAUUGAAGAUGUGUGGAAAAUCGGGGUGCGGGUGAGGACGAGGGAGGAGGAUGGGAUGUUGGAGGGGAAGGAGAUUAAGAGGUGUGUGGAGAUGGUGAUGGAAGAUGAACAGAUGAAGAUGAAUGCUGAGAAAUGGAGAGAGGUGACAAGAGAAGCUCUUGAUAAUGGUGGAUCAUCCACCAUUAACCUUCAAACUUUCUUACAUUAUCUAUGAAACUUGAAGGGUAUGGAGGUAAAUGACCAUUGUUUCGGUUAUGA
This is a messenger RNA of Helianthus annuus (common sunflower), 1467 nucleotides long. Its product is annotated as UDP-glycosyltransferase 75C1-like. The record is from RefSeq and is a predicted model, not a curated record. Lineage: Eukaryota; Viridiplantae; Streptophyta; Magnoliopsida; Asterales; Asteraceae. Gene Ontology annotation, molecular function: UDP-glycosyltransferase activity. The transcript has a single exon. Bases 65 to 1423 code for a protein of 452 amino acids.